Blastocystis hominis is the source of this 1398-nucleotide messenger RNA. RefSeq lists its product as hypothetical. Gene Ontology annotation, cellular component: cytoplasm; exon-exon junction complex. The record is from RefSeq and is a predicted model, not a curated record. Gene Ontology annotation, biological process: nuclear-transcribed mRNA catabolic process, nonsense-mediated decay. The transcript is spliced from 2 exons. Lineage: Eukaryota; Bigyra; Opalinata; Blastocystidae. The coding region runs from base 1 to 1398 and encodes 465 amino acids.
AUGCAGGGAAUCAUGAACAAAGAGCUCGACCAUGUCAAGACCGUCUGUCUUUCCAAGGUCGUCAAUGCCGAUUCCGCGGUUAUCCUCAUGAACGCGUACUAUGUGUGUCGUCCCGACGAGCGUCCCGCGAUUAAACGCGUGGAAAUCCCGCCGCAGCAGCGCUAUCUGCAGUAUUUGCUCGGCGAGAAGCUGGAGAAAGCGCAGAAACAGCGCGAUCUGGACGGGAUCGUGUCGCGUCUGAUGGAAUUCAACAUCUACGACACGACGACGCUGCUGCUGAUCGUGCAUGAAUUGCUCGCCGUGCCGAUUCGGUCCUCUCUGCUGGUGCAGAACGUGACGAUUCUCGCGGCCAAGCUGGCGUACAACGUGCCCAGGCUGGGCUGCAUGCUGAUCGACCAGAUCUACGAGCGGAUUUUCUGCUUUUUGGACGCGAUGGCGCGCGAGCGAAUCCAGGAAAUCACGAGUUUACUCGAUUUGGUGGGCAUGAUGUUCGAAUACAGCCUCUUCUCCGAAGACCAAAUCGUCAAUCUGCUCUAUCUCUUCAUCGAGUACGGACACAUCGCCACGCCUGACAUGCGGAAACGUCUUUCCUUCCUCCCUUCGCGUCCCUUCGUCGCUCAUCCGCUCGUUCCCUUCCUCCACGACCCUCCGCAAAACGUUUUUAGGCUUCGCCUUGCCGUGCAGCUCGCUUCGCAGUGCGCGCCCUUCCUCGAUGAAACCGUCUUUGACGACUAUUUAGUGUACCUGCAACACUAUUUCCUCUGUAAAGUCGACGUGGAUAUCGAAACCAUCAACGAGUACCAAACGCUUCUCGCCAAUUUCUGCAUCAACCCGCCGUUUAAGUCGUAUAUGGAGGCGGAGAACGCCGUCGCCGCGCUCGAAGUGAAGGCGGGAAAUGGCGCUUCCCGCCCUUUUUUGCAUUCGUCGAUUUAUGUGCUGGAUAAGAACGAGGACACGGAGGAGAGCGAGAAGGCGGAGCAGAUCGAGGAGUCGCUCUUUGCGGCCGAGUCGACGAAGCAAGUCGACGAGACGGAGUUAAUGCUCGAGAAAAAGUAUAAUGAGCGGAUGAAGGUGGGGCAGACGCAGAUCACGAACCACCGUGUGAAUCUGGAUAACAUGGUGAUUCCGAUGGAUUUGCAGGGAGCGGCGCGCUCGCAGAACAAGGCUCGAUUCUUUGUCAAGGGAAAGAAUGGCGUUGCGGUGGCAGAAAUUGAGCCGAGGCUGACGGAGGAACAACUGGAAAAGCAGCGGCUGCAACGGUUGCAGCAGAGUCGAGAAACGCGACGAUUAAAGAGAAAGACGAUCUUGUUGAAUGAGGCGCAGGAUAUUGAGUUGGAUGAUUCUGUUUUGCCGAACACGAAUGAUCGCGUUGCUACAAGCGUUGCCUCGAGGUGGUAA